CUAAUAGACAGUUGUAAAAGACACUAAGAUCAGUCAAAAGGCAAGAAGGACUAACAUAUAUGAUGUUGUGUUUGGGUUCUGUUGGAUUGGUUCUGUUGGCUCUGACUGUGCAGAAUGGACAUGGAGCCCCAGACAGUGCUGGGUGGAAUGGAAAAGACACCACUGAGAGGAACUAUUACACCAGGUACCACAAUAUGACAGAGAUCAGUGACUGGAUGGAAAAGAUGAAGAGGGAGAACCCAGAUGUUGUCUCAUCCAUGGUCUACGGUCAAACCUAUGAGGAGAGGAACAUCACCUUACUGAAGAUUGGUUUGAAUUCCACAAAGAGGAAGAAGGCUAUCUGGAUGGACUGUGGGAUUCAUGCCAGAGAGUGGAUCGCUCCUGCUUUCUGCCAGUACUUUGUUAAAGAGAUCCUGCAAAGGUACAAAACCGACACCAAAGUAAAGGAGAUGAUGAAAAACCUGGAUUUCUAUGUCACUCCGGUGCUAAACGUUGACGGCUAUAUCUACUCUUGGCUAAAUAACAGUACUAGACUGUGGAGGAAGUCCAGAUCUCCAGGACCAGUUGGGUGUACCUGUUAUGGAACAGAUCUCAAUCGCAACUUCUACGCUAACUGGGGCACGGUUGGUGUCUCCACAAACUGCUGUGAAGAGACCUACUGCGGCUCCAAGGCUCUCUCUGAGCCCGAGGCCCGGGCCGUGACCGACAUGUUGGGGAAGAUGAGUGGAGACAUCCUGGCUUUCUUAACCAUCCACUCCUACAGCCAGUUGAUCCUUGUGCCCUACGGACACCCAAACAUCUCAGCACCCAACUACAAUGAGCUGAUGGAGGUGGGUCUGGGAGCAGUUAAGGCUAUAAAGGCUGUCCAUGGAAUGGACUAUACUGUUGGUACUUGGCCUGAUAUACUGUACCCUGCCUCAGGUUCAUCUCAGGACUAUGCAAGGUUGAUUGGCAUCCCGUUGUCAUACACCUUUGAGCUGAGGGACAAGGGCGAGUACGGUUUCGAACUCCCUGAGGACCAGAUCCAACCCACGUGUGAGGAGGCCUACGCCGGAGUCCAACACAUCAUCACCUACGCACACGACAAAGCGUUCUACAGCUCUGCUGCUACAGUCACAACAACUCUGUGGACCACAGUGAUGACAGCCUGGGUCUUUAGUGCCACCUUGCUGUAAACUGAGAGAACUGGAGGACUUAGGAUGGGAAUCACUUAUUUCAUCAAGUGUGGCAAAAGUAAAGGAAACAUUGUUAAGAAAUCACAUGUGAAGGAAACAAAAGGAAAUAUGAGUAAAUGAAUGCUUCCACUCCAGUGUAGAAAUGGGCAAAAAUUCCAUCAUCAUGUGUCAUUUUUGAAAAUCUGGGUGAGCCAAGUCUAUGAGUUUGGCUUCAAUGGGCAGGAGAGACAUUGGAAUUGGGGUGAAUGUUUGGGCAUUGUCUUCAGGCGUGUCACUGAUGAGACCUGGUUAAAUUGGGAUAUACCAUGGCCCUUUCAUCCAAAAUAUCUUAACCCAAUUGUUUACAUUCUGUGCAAAGCCUUACAACACUGAAUGUUCUGCCCCUCCAAUUUAAAUUAUGCAAAUUAUGGAAAUUAACAGGUUCAUAGGAAAUACAUGUGUAAGAGUUUUUAGUUGGGAGAGCCUUAAGGUGAAAACAUUUGUUUGGUCUCUCUAGCUUGAACAGUUCAAGAGAUACUUUUUUCAAGAGAUAUUGGGUUUGUUAACACUUGUUAUGCAAAUAAGGCUAAUAAAUAUAGUCAUUGAAAUGUUUUAAUUUGGGAUAGCCUUAACUUGAAACAAUAAAAAUACACAUAUUAAAUAAAAUGUGAAUGGAAGCAAUCUGAACAUAUCAACAUUGGUGUGGAGUAGAGGAAAUACAUAUAGAAUUCUGGGGUUAUGUCCCUACUAAAGCCUAUGGUAUUUGUUUUUUGUCAUUGAAUUGCAUUAUAAGCACAAUAAAUAGUUAUAUAUAUAUAAAGAAGAUAGAUAUAAUCUUCUCAAGAAACCCAAGUCAUGACAGUCUAUGCAUUUGACCGUUGGUUUCAUGAUAAUAACUUCUGUUCUUUAGGCUAUAGAGCAGGUGGAAGAAACUGAAAUAAUAAGACAGAGAAAUGUCAUUUGGACUCAUUGAAUAUUUAUACACAGACACGAAUCGCAAUUUAAAAAGCCACAGGAAAUUCACCUUGAAUGGCCAUUUUCACCUAUGUGACACACUUUUGUGCCCUUUGUAUGUCUGUAACGAGGCCAAACAUUCAAGGGUAUGUAAACUUUUGAUCAGGGCCAUUUGGGUGAUUUCUGUUAUCAUUAUGAUUUAAA
This is a messenger RNA of Esox lucius (northern pike), 2312 nucleotides long. Its product is annotated as carboxypeptidase O-like. The record is from RefSeq and is a predicted model, not a curated record. The transcript is spliced from 9 exons. Lineage: Eukaryota; Metazoa; Chordata; Actinopteri; Esociformes; Esocidae. Gene Ontology annotation, biological process: proteolysis. Bases 60 to 1175 code for a protein of 371 amino acids. Gene Ontology annotation, molecular function: zinc ion binding; metallocarboxypeptidase activity.